Messenger RNA from Truncatella angustata, 4416 nucleotides. RefSeq lists its product as uncharacterized. The record is from RefSeq and is a predicted model, not a curated record. The coding region runs from base 1 to 4416 and encodes 1471 amino acids. The transcript has a single exon. Lineage: Eukaryota; Fungi; Ascomycota; Sordariomycetes; Amphisphaeriales; Sporocadaceae.
AUGGGUGGAGUUAUGGAAACAUCUCGGGAGGAGUUUCCACCAAGCCUAACAAAUAUUUCACGAAGAGAGGUAGACAACAAUAGGCCUGUACCUCCCCAGAGCAGGGUACAGAGUCGAAUUCCUCAGAACUAUUCACUCAAGAAACCAUUGACGUCUGCGUCGCGGCCACCUCUCACACACGAAACCAAGUCCUGGAGCUCGACAAUUGCGAUCCCUGGACGCCCGUUACCUAUGGGAACUACAAAGGAUCAGGAAAGAAGUGCCGGAGCACCAAAACCACGACCUGUUCUCCGACGCAAGAAAUCUCUUGCCACACCGGAGGCAACUGGUAUCCAGGAAAAUUACAGGAUUAGCUCAGGUAGGACGGGUUCGUCAUCGUCUAUACCACGGUCCCAAACCUCCCGGGAUGCCUCAAUCUCAGAGAUGGAUCGCAGCUUCACGGAUAGUCCCAUGGAAAUCCAAGUCACACAAAAGUUUGAACUACCCAAGGCCAUCACAAAAAGUACAACUAUUUAUCCUGAGCUGGAUAGAUACCGCAAUAUCCAAAUACCUCGAGAUGAGCCUUCGAGCGACUUGCUUUUCCGGCUGGCAACGCAUGAUCUACCACCGCCUACUCCCCUGUUCUCUGGUGCAAGCAGUCAUAGCCAGCUGAGUACGUUUAGCGGCAGUCCAUCGACCAGGUUUUCGGAGUCUCCCGGAGGAGGAGCUUACAGCCGCGACACUACACCAACAUCAAUGUCAUCGGUGUCACCCGGUCUGAUCAUACCAUUACGCAACUCAACAGCUCGAGCAAAACAAGUAACUCCUAUUGAGACAAGACCACCAGUAACUCGACGGAGAACCGGGAGUAUCUCGAAAGAAGGCGGCAAUUUUAUCGCCGAGCUUCAGGGUCUUUCUGCCGUUACGGAAGCGUUGACAUCAUCAUCGUCCAGCUCAACAGUUCGUGAAGCAGCGAAGAAGGACAAGAAGAAAGCAGUUCUUCCACCCAAUCCACCUCCAAGAAAAUCCUCCCAAAAGCUCAAGAAGAAUAUCAAGGAUGAUGUUUCACCUUCCAAGUCUUCCAGAAAGCCGGCGCGGCCCAUAAUGACAUCACCCUCUCCAGUGAGGUCUCCUCCAAUGAAGUCCUCUGGUACGCAGAAACUUGUCACUUCACCUCAAGCUCGGCCGACGCCGCCUCCGUCUAGACCGAGCAGAGAGGGUACUCCAGAUUUAUACUCGCAAUUUGGUGGUCCAUUGCCUGUAAUUCAGAGCAACCUGGUGUCAACGAAUCUGUCUGAAAGACGGGGUAGUAACCAAUUUGCACCUACUUCCUUGCCUAGAUCUACAACUCCUUCAUCGGUUCAGGAUCGGCAAAUUCAAUCAAGACUUCCUGUUACUCGCGAACCUACACCUACACCAAAACCUACUUCCACGUCCCUCCCGCAAGUCAACAAAACAGAAAAUGGUAGAUCGACCCGGACGCCUAGUCCAAGCAUUUCGACUUUUAAGUCAAGGUUUGGCAUUUUCAGCAGGCGCAAAACCGACUCGGAUGCAGUUGUGGAAAAGAAAGAUCGAUCAACGAGAAAAGGUCCAGCGGCCGGGACAGGUCAUGAAGGCUACGGGAAAAUCGGCGCAGUGCGACGGCGAAGCAGUAGCACAGCCAACGUUACUCGUGGCGUGCCAAUGCCGAGCUCUUCAUCGGAUAGUCUGGCGAGCACUCAGUCAACAGACCCUUUCUUCCUCGCACGCCUCAAUCCUGUGGUGAUCGCGGGGGGUGAAGUCAUCGAGAACCGAAAUACUAGCACUGAAAUAAGCCGCACGGAGAGCAACCAAAGUCUUCUACGUACUCGUCCCAGCAUCGAUUCGCGCAAUGGCUCCUCAGUUUCGCUUGCCUCCCGGGAGGAGGCCAGGAACACCCUGUGGCCCUCGGCAAUCCCGCGUGACUCCUUGCGAUCUCGCCGGCCAUCUGAUAAUAGCGAUUCUGAGGCCGUCAUCAUGAAAUCAACCCUUGCUUAUAGACGAUCUGUUCAGCGGUUACGGACCUCACCGGAUCAGAAGCCCUUGAGCAUACCACAGCCAAUCAAUACCAGAAGCACCUCCUCGCCAUCUCUUGCAAGCGUUGAUACGAUCUUCACAGAUGAUUCUGUUGCGGUAUCAGAUUUUCAACCACCUCAAGUAGAAGUUGCCACAGCACCAAAGAAGUUGACAAAACGCGCCAAGUCGCCUCGCAAGUGGAAUAUCUUUGGUAGAACUCAACCUAAAGUAGCGAAGAGAGAGGCAGAAGUACCAGUGGCCGCUCCAGUUAAGAUAGCGACGAGCAAGCCUGUUGCAUUCUAUACGAUGAUGGAUGCGUCGGAUCCCGAUGAUUCUGAAGAAAAGGAAUUGGGUGAGAUCCUGCGAGACGCAGAAGUUUUGGUCCCCCCAGGUCUACUACCGCCGCCUAUUGUUCGAUUGGAUCAUCAGCGGCAGCCAUCAAUUGGCAGUCAGCGCAGUGUAGAUCAGACUACUCUUGAGAUCAAAGCUACGCCGACGCAGACUCAAACGCCUUCAGUAAUGACUGAGCCGCCAAUUGCACCGCAUAUUGAACAAUUGAAGCCAGAGAAGGAGCAUGUCCCGGUAAGCACGGCCAUUGGCAAGCCAAGUCGACUGCCACAAGUUGGACGAAUCCCGAAGGUGAUCAACACCCGUCCCGAGGGAACAUCCCCCAAAAGUUUUUCUAGGCCGUUCAACAGGAUUAGUUUGCAACUUCCUGCUUUACCUAUUCCGGCUCCGGUGGGUUGCUAUUCUGUUGCUCACGGGCCAAGUCCACCUGCGACUUCCACUCCAGAGCUUUCGCAAGAUGCUUCGACUGUAACAACAGGUGCCAACAGCCCUCCUAGAGCAAUUAAACACCGACAGAGCCGCUCGCUUGACCUGGGACGACCAGGUAAAGAGUUCCUGGCGUUUUCUCCCCGCAAAGGCUCCGAGUGCACUACCAGUUCAGGCUCAAGCAGUUCAGGUAUUACAAGCUAUGCCCAUCAUACAGCAGUUGUUCCACCUCCUACAGCACCACUUGCCGAGGAUGAGGUAUGGGACGAAUACAAUGACCUGCUUGGUGAUGUGCCUCCUUCAGCUACUUCUUCAAAGGGUAUACCUUUUCAUCUCGAGACCUAUGGAUCGAGACUUACCAGGAAGGUUGUCGCGCCUCUGGAGUCUCCCACAGUUCGUACACACCCAGUCAAGGAACAGAUAAACAACGUUCGAGAUUCAAUCAAUACAGGGAAGUCUACGUCAAGUCACUUUAGCGCUGAUAUGACCGCGAGGAUUAAUGCUGCCUUCCGAUUUGACUCUGAUCCCCCCACCACACCUUUUUCGGUCUCAGAAUUUGUGUCGGGUUACGGCGACCGGAAUAACAGCGUCGAGCCCGUUAUGGUUCCAGUCUCGUCCCAACGAAACAGUACUGGCUCGGCAAAGAGUCGACAGACUAGAGCAUCCAAUAGCAGUAGUGCAAGUGAGGAGACUCCUCUGUCACAAGUAAACAUUCGGGUUGGUUCCAUGACGGUCAGCAAAUGGCUUACAUUUGGCCAUGUUCUGUUCAGCCCCGCCCGCGAUGAGCUCAUUCCAGUUGUCGGGUCACUUAAGCGACACUCGAUCUUGGUCAUUGACGGGCUCGGCAAUGAUGACUGGUCAUUUUAUGCUGCGGAGACCUACCCAGCGGCAACCUUCUUCAAUAUGUCUCCACGCGCCCCCUUGUCUCCGGAAUAUCGAACAUCUACGCAGUUCCCACUAUCACCCCCAAACCACCAUCAGAUACAAUACACUUCUCAUAUGGACAAAUUCCCGUUCGGAGCCGAAAGCUUUACUACGGUUGUUUUCAGGUUCCCUGCAGCAGCCCCGGAGGCUCAUUUUCGGAAUAUUAUCGCUGAGGCUAGACGUGUACUAAAACCUGGUGGCUAUAUGGAGCUCGCGAUCCUCGAUGUCGACCUGAAUAACAUGGGUAGCCGUGCAAGACGGGGCGUACGACGACUGAAGGAACGUGUUAGCAUGCAGCAACCUGAAAUCAAUCUUAGCAGUACAGCUGAUCUCAUGUUGCGCCUCCUCGGCAAUCAAGGCUUCACGGACGUCAAGUCUUGCCGCGUCGGUGUACCCGUGGCAAGUGCAAUUACCAAUUCAUCCUCUGAGGAAGGUCACAAUAUAAAGAGAAUGAAAGACGAACGCAGCUUGGCAGAGAUGAUGAGCGACGAGACAGAGAAGGGUGAUGAGAAUAUCACCAAGAUGGUCGCUAAAGUCGGUCGUUGGUGGUACAACCGGCUCUACGAGGCGCCUACCGACAGCAAAACUUCCAUGUGGAAUGAUCGUGCUCUUUUAGCCGAGUGCGAGGAGUGGAAGACCAGUCUGAAGCUGAUGGUCUGCCAUGCCAAGGUUCCGGAGACAAGGAGUCGCCUUGCUAGUAUUUAG